Molecule: messenger RNA, 2580 nt
Organism: Cladophialophora immunda
Lineage: Eukaryota; Fungi; Ascomycota; Eurotiomycetes; Chaetothyriales; Herpotrichiellaceae
Exons: 3
Coding region: 1-2580 (859 amino acids)
Source: RefSeq, a predicted model, not a curated record
AUGAAGAACGUCCAAGGCGCCUUCCUGGCCAUCGUGCUCAGCUUGGCCUUCGGCCAUGUCUCUGCCUUCUGGCGUAUGGUCUGUGGAACCGUCCAGGUAGGCAGAGUCGACCCCAUCGUCAACCCCGGCGGCAUUUCCGGUCACUGUCAUACCAUUGCUGGACCAAACAACAUCAACACCACAUCGACGUUUGACAGCCUGCAAGCCUCUUACUGCACUUCUUGCAGCAUUCAGAAAGAUAAGAGCGCUUACUGGACACCAAAUCUGUACUACAGGCACCGCAAUGGCUCAUUCGAGGAAGUCCCACAUGACGGCACAGUCGUGUACUAUUUGGAUCGUGGCGUGGAUGUAGCCAACAUGGUUCCUUUCCCACCUGGGUUCCGUAUGCUCUCUGGCGAUGCUGCGGCUCGAUCGUUCGACCCCAACACCAUGACCUAUGGAAACAAGACCUACGGCGGGACUCCGGUUUCCAACCGCGUCAGUUUUGCUUGCUUGGACAGCAGUGGACCCCAGCCAGAGACUCCAGGCUUCAAAUCCACUAAAUGUGAUUCAGGUCUUCGUGCCCAGAUACAUUUCCAAAGCUGCUGGGACGGUGUCAACCUAUACAAGACUGACCAAAGCCACGUGGCGUAUCUCUCUGGAAUGGACAAUGGCAUCUGCCCACCUGAUCACCCGAAGCUACUCCCCCACUUGUUCUUCGAAGUUAUCUAUUCCGUGAACAGUGUCGACCAAUCCGAUGGUGGAAUGUUCGUCUUCUCCCAGGGCGACACAACUGGCUAUGGCUUCCAUGGUGACUUCUUGAAUGGCUGGGACGUCGAUGUCCUGGACUCUGCCAUUGACCAGUGCAUGGGUCCCAAUGCCGUUAACGAUGGCCAGAUCGGUCUGUGUCCACCGCUUCAAGCGUCCGUGGACCCGUAUUUCAACCAGAAUUGUCCCGAACAGGCCGCUAUCGUCAACGAGACUGUUCACGGUCUUUUGAAGGUGCUUCCGGGUUGCAACCCCCCCACAGGCGGACCUUUGCGUGCCACUCAAAACAUCUGUCCUGUUCAACCCACUCUCAAUUACAUUCCAAAUCAAGACUGGAUGAACCGUUCAGUCGCCAUUCCCGGUCAAAAGGUAGGCAGCUGGCAGUACAUGGGUUGUGCUCUCGACUCAAGCACGCCUCGCCCUCUGGCCGGUUUGAGCUACACCAGUCAAACGAACAUGUCUAUCGAGAGCUGCACGGCCUUCUGCAAGCAAAAUGGCUACUUUAUGGCCGGAAUGGAGUACUCGACCCAGUGCUAUUGCGCUAGCUCGCUGACGCAGCCGCUGCAGAGCCCGCUCAACUGUUCGCAACAAGAUUACAUGAUCUGCAGCGGCAAUCAGUUCGAGUAUUGUGGUGGACAGAGCCUCAUGCAGAUAUGGAAUGACACCACGUACUCGGGUCCGGCGAUCAAGGGGACACCUGUAGCUGGUUCAACGGUGAUGACUGUCCCGGGUGGUGGAAAUGCGACAUACCAAGGCUGCUAUGUGGAGGGGGUAGGAGGUCGAGCCCUGUCUGGUGCGUCGUUUUCCAACAGCACCGGCAUGACCCUGGAGCUUUGUGCUGCGUUCUGCUCAAAGACCAACUCUGCGUUCUUCGGCACCGAGUAUAGUCAAGAAUGUUACUGUGGAAGCAGCAUCAGCACCGCUACGGCCCCACAGUCGGCCUGCUCCUCCUUCUGCUCAGGCGACAAGACCGAGUUCUGUGGCGGAGGCUCUCGCCUCUCUGUGUGGUCGUUAGGAAACUACCAGCCACCCGCUGGAAGCCAGACCGGCACUGGUACCGGCGGAACUUCCGCACCCUCUUCGACCGCUAGCACAGUCCCCGCCGCGACAGGAAUUACGUCGAUGGGCUGCUACAGCGAGACGACCCCGACACGGGCCUUGACCGCGCUCUUCACGGCCGGCACGUCGAUGACGAUCGACCUCUGCGCGCAGCAAGCGCAACAGCUCAACCUGCAGUACUUUGGGGUGGAGUACGCCUCGCAAUGCCUGGCAGGCAGCGUGCUGAGCCCGUCGUCCACGCCCCUGGCCUCGUCCAAAUGCAGCAUGAAGUGCGCGGGCAACACGACCGAGGUGUGCGGCGGGCCCAACGCCAUCUCGCUGUACAAGAACACGCUGUACGUCAAGCCGACCAACCCGAACCCGGCCAACGUGCCGAACCAGCCCGGUUCGCAGUACGGGUACGUGGGGUGCUACAACGAAGGCAACGGGGCGCGCGCGCUGGGCAGCACCGACAAGACGGGCUCCGCGGCCACCACCUCGGCGACGCUGACGGUCGAGGCCUGCGCCGCAUUCUGCUUCGCCAAGGGCUACAGCUGGAUGGGCGUCGAGAACGGCAACCAGUGCUUCUGCAACGCCGCGGGUGUCAUCAACGGCGCCGCCCUGUCCGCCGCCGGCGACGCCGACUGCAACGUCACCUGCUCCGGCAACCCCGCCGAGAACUGCGGCGCCAGCGCCAAAUUGAACGUCUACCAGUUAACCACCGGGAGCGGGAGUGCCAGGUUCGCCACGACGGGCAAGACGAGCAGGCGGGGCUUGAGGUUUCGAACGUGGUGA